This is a messenger RNA of Rhipicephalus sanguineus (brown dog tick), 4468 nucleotides long. RefSeq names its product S phase cyclin A-associated protein in the endoplasmic reticulum-like. NCBI's taxonomy places the organism in Eukaryota, Metazoa, Arthropoda, Arachnida, Ixodida, Ixodidae. The record is from RefSeq and is a predicted model, not a curated record. Bases 248 to 4453 code for a protein of 1401 amino acids. Gene Ontology annotation, molecular function: zinc ion binding; nucleic acid binding. The transcript has 27 exons.
GUCCCUUGCAGCUGAAAAUGACUGCCUGUUGACGAUUUGUUUGGGUUAUUUGGGUGGGCCUUACAAAGUUACUACACGUUCAUAAAGAUGUUCUCCAGGUCCGUAACUUGUUAGCCGGUACAGGUAACGGCCAGUUUGAUAUUUCUGAGUGACUGGAACGACUGGCCCCGUUGACAAAGUGUUGUCCUGCUCGUCUGGUCACAGGUGCGCACAAGCGUCGUGCCUGUGAAGGCUGCAUCGACAACAUAUGAGUUCUCCAUCGGCGUUGAGGCCUCCAAUUCCACAGACAAUGGGGGCUUCGCCAAACUCGGUGCGUGGAAGCUCGAAGCUGCGAGCUCGUUCUUCAUCGGCUGGAAGGGGUCCUGAUAAGGGUCUUCGUGCUCGCUACUGGGCUUACUUGUUUGAGAACCUCCAGAGGGCUGUAGACGAGAUCUACCACACUUGUGAGACAGAUGAAAGCACCUUGGAAUGCAAGGAGGCCAUUUUGAUCUUGGAGAACUAUAGGAAAGAGUUUACUGCCUUGAUCAAUUGGAUACAGCUGAGUAAACAACUUGAGAAUACGCCACCUCCAGACAGACCGACGUGUCUAGCCUGGGAGGUGCGCAAGUCGUCACUGGGACGAGGAGUAACACCACGGAGCUGGGGUCUUCGUUCGGGCAGCACUGGUCAGCGCUCCCCAUGCUUAGUUUCAGUUGCCAUUCAGUGUGGCACUAGCGAAUCUGGCCAGGUGUGUCCGGACUCAGUGGAAAAACACCCAGUCACAGAAAUGACACCCAAGAGGGACAUUUCCAGCAUAACGUGUGUUCCAGCUCCCAGGACUGCUAUGGUGCCAUCAUGCGAUGUUGUGCCCGAAACUGUUGAAAGUGCUGGCUCUGAAAAGAGCACGUCUGUUGACUCAAGCCUUGCGUCUCAAGCCAAAGCCCCAGCAUCGCCUCCUGAUAGUAGUUCCAAAAGCUCCACCAAGGAGCCUUUAAGGUCUUCUUCUGGUGUGACUGCAAACUCUGAUGUAACCAGACCUUCGAGAAUUUCGCCAGCCACAACCCCCACAGGUUACGUGCCUUCAGGUACCCGGCUGGCAGCUACGAGAGCAGCUAAGCUGACGCGUACAACCGUGGAUGCCAAACCCAAAGUUGCUGCAGAGAGCAAGGCCAUAUCGUACAGUUCUUCGUUGAAGAGCGGGCAGCAGUUGGCACAUUCCACUGCGACAAAGCCUCGUGUAACGGAAUCCAGUGCAUCGGCGACCAGGUCAAGUGCUGUCGUUCAUCCGCAGAGGACGAGUGUACCGGGCCGCAGCUCGUUAACAACUCCGUCAACCGUACACCCGCCAGCUCCAAUUUCUCAAAAGCCUGCUUCUGCUCGAACCGCGAAUGCGUUGGUCAAGUCGGGGGAAGACGGAAAGAGUGGAUCCACCCUGUCGCUGAGCAGUAGCUCCAGUGGACGUAGCUGGGCAGACAAAGUGAAAGGACCGAGCGCCCCUGAAGCCCACAGCCUGACAAAAAGUGCUUCCUUGGACCCCAUUGCUGUGGAGCUUGAUGACUCCGAAGGCUGGGAGACUGUCCGUCGCAACAAGCCACGCUCGCGCAAUUCUCCUCCCAAGAAAAUGCUGGCACACCAGGCACCGCCAAGCCAAGCCAUGGGAGUCAAGCGGUCUCCGUCAGCGCCAGCUAUUUCGGCACCAGCUCCCAUACAACCUGUGAAGGAUAAUGUUGUACCCGAAGCUUCUCCUGUAAUGGAUGCUAGAGAGGAGGUAAACCAAGUCUCUGAAACCGUUGAAGCAAAUGAACUGUCCCCAAAACAGGAUGAACCAUCACAAGAAGAGGAAUUUUCCCAAGAACCGAAGCCCAUGUCACCUUUUGAGGAGGAUGUCGUGGAGGUCCAAGAGCAGCACUUGAAGGUCUCUGAGGAAAUGGUUCAUGACAUGGGACUGAGCUGGGGUGACCAAAUGGAUUGCUUGGAGGAGCUUGAACUGCGCACACCAGGACGUGCACUUCAGAUGCACGAGAAACUGUCUUGUGCAACGCGAAAAAGAUCCCUGUCUGAGACCAUACAACGCCACAAGGAAAAGCAAGCCAAAGCACAGGAGCAGAGGGAACGCAUUCGGGAAGAGAAAGCACAGCGCUGCAGAGAUCAGUCUAAAAAGGUGGAGGAGAAGAAAGCUCAACAGGAGGAACUCCAGCUUCAACGGCGACUAGUUUUAGAGAAGCGACUGCAGCGAGCUGCUGAGAAGCGGGAGCUUCAGCUGAAAAAUAAAGUUAAGAGGGCCCACGAUGAGGAAGAGAAGGUCAAUGAGAUAGCCUUCAUUAACAGCCUGGAGGCUCAGAACAAGCGUAUUGACCUUCUGUCACGUGAAAAGGACCAUGAGGCUCGCCUGCAGGAUAUUCAGGAAGAACGACAAAGAAGGCAAGAAGAAAAAGCUGCAAAAGAAGCAGCUGCCGAAGAACGACGCAAAGUUCUUGAGGCUGAGCGUCAGGCCAAACUGCUGGAAAUACAAGAGAAAAGGAAGUUGAAAGAUGAGAAAGUUCAGCUGCAGCAGCUUGAGAAAGAAAAGCUUCGCCAAAGCCUCUUGAAACAGAAGGAAAGAGAGAGGGAGCAGCGUCUCACUGCCGUCAAUGCAGCACAACUGGCUGCAGCAGAAGAGCUUCAGAAAAAAAUCCAGCUAAAGCAAGAAGAAAGUGCUCGUAGACAUGAAGAAAACAUUGAGCAAAUCAGACAGAAAGCUUUUGAGCUAAGUGUUCGCAAAUGCUCUUCGAACAACGAUGAUGCUCCCCACCAUCAGCCAUACGACACUAAGAAGAUCUGUUCUCUCUGCAAUGUAUUGAUUGGAUCAGAAGUGUAUCUGCUCAGUCACCUGAGAGGAAAGAAACAUCAGGAAGCAAUUCGUGAGAAGUACCAGGAAGUGGCUCCUUCUACUGAAAAGCUGGAAUCGUACAACUUGAAGCACAUUGUUGACGCCUCAGCUGACCAACUUGAUCCCAGCAUAGCCUUGGAUAGGGAAAGACAAAAAGCACACCGGAAACGGUGCAAGAAGCUGAGGCACAAGAUGACUAGCAGGGGGAAAUUGUAUGAGAAGGCCUUUGCAGAAAAAUCGAAGGUCAUGGAACCGAAGAGCAAGUUUAGGUUAAGCAAAGCCGUGAAGGAAGUGUCACGAUGCUUGAGCAGUCAGGGGCAGGGUCCUUGGGACAGUGCCUUGGUGUCGAGCUUGGAUCGAGCCUUGGGUGAAUUGGAACGCACCUUGAUGAUGGGAGGCUGCCCAGAGGGGGACACAUUGCGUGCUCUGGGCGGCCUCACCUGCCUCACUGAACUGCUUGGCUGCCUGUUCAAGUCCACUGCCGAGCUGCAGCCAGUUGUGCCUCCAAGGUGCCUUGUGCGGGCGUGCACUGUGCUGAAGAUAUCUUGUGAGAAGAGCCCCACGAAUUGUGACUACCUGGUUCUGAGUAACCGUGUUGGCUUCCUGCUGGACAUUCUUGUACACCGCCUUAAUCUCAUUGUUCCCGAUGACUGGGCUCCAAGCUCUGGCAGUUGCUUGGAGCCUGGCCAGGACUCAACAGUGCCUGCUAUGGUGGGGCUCAUAAGGGCAGCACUCAAGGGUGUCAUUCGGUCAGACUCUGAGCUGAUGGCCUCUGAAGACCUUGUUCACAGGUUGCUUGAUGUUGUCAGCUAUUCGGUUAGCAUCGGGGCUGUUGACAAACUCUCUCAAUGCGUGGGCAAAGUGCGUGGCUCUGAGACCCCUCAGUUGACAGAGUUUCUUGUGGAGGCACUGGAGUUUGUUGCCUGCCUGGCCUGCAUCAUCACGAAAUGCCGGACAAAGCAUCGCAAGGAAGAAGAUUCAACUCAGCUAGCUGCAACAAUCGGAGUCACACAGCUGGCUGGUUCAGUGUCUCUGCUGUAUGGGACGCUGCUGGAGAUGGGGGUGCCAUCCGGUUGGCGUGCUGGCAACCAGACACCCGCUUUGCUGUCUCCGGGACGGUUAGCCGUCGCCAGCGCAGCAAUAGCCUUGCUUAACCACGUUGCACGGCUUGACUUAGCUAUGUUCCAAGCUGUGCUGGGAGCAGAAGGCAUGUCCCUGCAGCUGCGCCACAUUGCCAGCUACCUGCUAUGGUACUGCACUCACUGGGAGGAAUGGGCACUCCUCCACCAGGUGGUGCUGCUAAUUGGCCAUUUCGCAGUGCUUUCCUUGGACAACCAGGCUGUGAUACAGUCGGGAGAACAACCCACUCUUCUGCAGCUGCUGUGCACGCUACCUUUCGAGUACUUCAGCAAUCCAGAGCUCACACAGGUGCUCUUACCAACGCUUGUCUGCUGCUGCUUCAACAAUGAACACAAUCGCACAGUCCUGGAAAAGGAACUCAGUCCCGUACUGCUUGCUAACUUUGUUGAGGUGAGCUGCAUGCCUUUUUCCUUGAAGUUUAUGCGUCUAUUACCUCAGACAGAACUCUCUGUGUUUGCUCAAUAAAUUUCCCCACAUAUC